Molecule: messenger RNA, 15171 nt
Organism: Pangasianodon hypophthalmus (striped catfish)
Lineage: Eukaryota; Metazoa; Chordata; Actinopteri; Siluriformes; Pangasiidae
Gene: birc6
Product: baculoviral IAP repeat containing 6
Exons: 74
Coding region: 205-14856 (4883 amino acids)
Biological process (GO): negative regulation of apoptotic process; apoptotic process; regulation of cytokinesis
Cellular component (GO): nucleus
Molecular function (GO): ubiquitin conjugating enzyme activity; cysteine-type endopeptidase inhibitor activity; protein binding
Source: RefSeq, a predicted model, not a curated record
AGCAGCAGGAGGAGGAGGAAAGAGAAGAGAAGCCGCUGAGGGAGGGAGAGAGGAGAGGAGCGGAGAGCUAGUCAGGUUUAGUCCAGCGCUACUCUUUUUUGUUGGAUAUUUAGCUUUAUUUUUAUACUUUUAAACACCCGAUAGUGUCAGAAAGGAUCUCCGGAGAGCGAGUCGGAAAGCCGGUGAGAGGGUUUUGAGGGGAAAAUGGCCGCGGCGGGCGCUGCGGCCUGCGGCUCGUCCGAAUCCUCGGACUGGAUUUUGGUCAGAGACGGGCGGCUGCGCUGCGACGAGGAGGGCCUGCGGAGCCUCUCCUACCACCCGGCCCUCAACGCCAUCCUGGCCGUGACUAGCCGCGGGAGUAUCAAAGUCAUCGACGGCACUUCUGGAGCCAUAUUACAAGCCUCCGUGCUGCAUGCGAAGCCCGGGGGCCGUGUGAGGUGUCAGUACUUCCCGGCGGUGGAUAAGGUUCUGUUUGUGGACGAUUACGCAGUGGGAUGCAGGAAGGACCUGAACGGAAUUCUGCUCCUGGACACGGCUCUUCAGGCUCCUGUGUCCAAACCGGAGGACAUGGUCCAGCUGGAGCUCCCGGUCACAGAGGCUCAGCAGAUGCUGUACGCGUGCCUGGAGAAGGUGGACAUUUCGAACACGGAGGGUUACGAUCUCUUCCUCACGCAGCUGAAAGAAGGCCUGAAAAAUACCUCACACGAGACGGCAGCCAAUCACAAAGUGGCCAAGUGGGCGACGGUGACGUUCCAUCUCCCCCACCACGUGUUAAAGCUGGUGGCGAGUGCCAUAGUGAACGAGCUGAAGAAGCUGAACCAGAACAUCGCUGCUCUGUCUGUCGCCUCCUCCGUCAUGGACAGACUCUCCUACCUCUUACCCAGCGCCAGGCCGGAGCUCGGGGUCGGCCCGGGGCGCUCCGUAGACAGGUCUUUGAUGUACAGCGAGGCGAACAGGAGAGAGACGUUCACGUCGUGGCCUCACGCCGGGUACAGGUGGGCUCAACCGGACCCCAUGGCCCAGGCCGGCUUCUACCACCAGCCUGCGUCUACAGGAGACGACCGGGCCAUGUGCUUCACCUGCAGCGUGUGUCUGGUCUGCUGGGAGCCUACUGAUGAGCCAUGGUCCGAGCACGAGCGCCACUCGCCCAACUGCCCGUUCGUCAAGGGAGAACACACCCAGAACGUUCCUCUGUCCGUCACCCUGGCGACAAGCCCCGCCCAGUUCCCCAGCUCCGACUGCUCCGAUAAGAUCUCCUGCUACGGCUUCGGCAGCUGCCCGCACUUCCUAGCCACGGCCACCAAGAGAGGCAAGAUCUGCGUCUGGGACGUGUCCAAGCUCAUGAAGGUGCAUUUAAAGUUCGAGGUGAACCCGUAUGACCCGGCCAUCCUCAGGCAGCUGAUCCUGUCAGGAAGUGAACAGCAGAGUGUGUCUGGUUCUGAUUCUCGCAGACCCACACUGGCCUGGUUAGAGGACGCGUCCAGCUGCUCCGACAUCCCCAAGCUGGAGGGGGACAGUGAUGAUCAGUUAGAGGACUCGGACAGUGAAGAACAAUCCAGAUCCGAGUCCGUCACAGGGCCGCUGGGUCCGAAGGAGAGCAUGGAGGUGAGCGUGGGAGUGACGGCUCUGAGCGUUCUCCAGCAGCCUGAGAAGCUCCAGUGGGAGGUGGUGGCCAGCGUUCUGGAGGACACAGUUAAAGACCUGGAGGAACUGGGAGCGAACCAUUCUCACGCUCUCGGUCCCUCCAAAGUGGACAAACCCGUCAAGGACAAACCCGUCGAGCAGCACAACAUUCCCUUCCCAUGCUUGCUGGCCGGAGGUUUACUGAGCUACCGUUCGGCCGCCAGUUCCCCCAUCAUGGCCCCGUCCCAAUCCCAUCGCCCCCUGGAAAACCCCCUAAGGACUCCAACUCCGGCCCCUGAGGGUCUUUCACCCGAUCAAGGGCCAAUGGAGAUUGAAACUUGCACCUUCCCCUCUGAUCUGGGUUCUCCGGGUGCGCUGGUGCGCCGGACGCUCCCGGUUCUCCUGCUCUACAGCAUCAAAGAGGCGGACGAGAAGUCUCCCGGGAAAGUUUUCUCCCAAAUGAACAAUCUGAUGGGAAAAGGGCUGCACGAGGAAGGCUUCACCGUUCCUCAGAUUAUCGAGAUGGAGUUCGAUACACACGAGCAGCUUCUGCUCCAGGACCCGCCCGUCACGUACAUCCAGCAGUUCGCGGACGCGGCGGUCACGUUAGACGGCGACAAGUGGAACUCGCCGAGACCGGGUACGUUAGUGCAAUGCCUUCGCCUCCCUAAAUCCCUAGAGGACGAGAACCUUUACGUGGACUCGAUCACUCCCUGCAGCGACGGCGCUCACCUGCUCGUCGUCCUGCAGCCCUUCUCUGUCGAAUCGCUCAACGCUAUUAACCAAGUGGAGGCGCUGAAUACGCUAAACCGCCUGCAUUCGGCUCUGUGUAGAAGUCGGAAAGGACAGACGAUAGCUAACGGACAUCAGGGACACGCCAGCACCUCGCAGAGCCAAACGCCGCUCAUCCUGCCUCCUUUAGAGCAGCUGGAGCAGCCGCACUCCUCCAGGCCACUAGGGGGCGGCGGAGGAGGCGGAUAUUUGGCGCUCUACAAGCUGAACUACUCCACGCGCAUCGUCACGCUCGAGGAGGAACCCGUGAAGGUCCAGCAGAUCCGAGACCCGAGAGACGCCAUCACGUCGCUGCUCCUGCUCCCGCCGGACGUGCUGGACGCGAGGGAGGACGACGCAGAGGAGACGUCCGAGGAGUCCACUCCGAUGGGGGUGAAAAACGGUGCCGGGACGGGAAUUCCGGCUCCGGCGGGAUCGGGGAAGGAAAAGAGGUCCGACGUGACCGGACUGGGCCACUUGGUGGUCACGACGCAAGCGGGAUACGUGAUGAUCCUGGAUCUGUCCACUCUGGAGGUGCUGGCCAAAGUGGAACCGUCUAAGAAAGAAGGGAUGGAGGAGGUGGAUCCCUUCGUCUCCGUCACUUACUGUUCCGGCACGGAUCGCCUGUGUGCCUGCACUAGAGGUGGAGAGCUUCAUUUCCUUCAAAUUGGAGGUGUGUGUGACGAUAUUGAUGACGCCGACAUUUUUGUCGAUGGCCCCGUUUCUAAAGGGGUCGAGCAGCUACUGGAGGGAGCGAAACCCUCGUCUAAUCCAUCGAGCCCCGGCAUCACAGGAGUUGACCUCCUGGUGGAGCAGCCCCUGAGCGUGGAGACGCUGUCCUCGCUGGUGGAGCUGACGCGCUUCGAGACGUUAACGCCGCGCUUCUCGGCCACGGUGCCGCCCUGCUGGGUGGAGGUGCAGCAGGAGCAGCAGCAGAGACGCCACCCUCAACACCUCCACCAGCAGCACCACGGAGACGCCGCACAGCACACACGCACCUGGAAACUGCAGAGCGACAGCACCAGCUGGGACGAGCACGUGUUCGAGCUGGUCCUGCCCAAAGCCUGCAUGGUGGGACACGUGGACUUCAAGUUUGUGCUCAACGCCAGUAUCACCAACAUUCCUCAGAUCCAGGUCACGCUGCUGAAGAACAAAGCGCCCGGCCUCGGAAAGGGCAGCGAGUCAGCAGUAGACCGUCAGAUCGUCUUCCCUCUGUCUCACUCGCUGCAGACGAACGGCGAGAGGAACGGCCAGCCUCUACUGCACGACUUCACCGACGACAUCCAGUUCAUGGACAUCGAGGAGACCGGGGGAUCCAGACUGUGUCCGUUCCUGGAGGACCAUAAAGAGGACAUCCUGUGUGGCCCCGUGUGGUUGGCCAGCGGUCUCGAUCUUUCGGGUCACGCCGGGAUGCUGAGCCUCACCAGCCCCAAACUCGUUAAAGGCAUGGCAGGAGGAAAGUACCGAUCGUUCCUGGUCCAUAUAAAGGCGGUGUGUGAGAAGGGACCGGAGGAAAGUCCACGCCGAAUCGUGCGCAUGCCUCACACCAAACCACAGUGCAGCAACAAAACACACUCCCUUUCCUCCCUGCUCCAGAAAGCCCAGGCAUCCAAGGAAAAGGCCUCCACGUCCAAAUCAGAUCCUCAGGUGGCCUCUAAAAAGCCGGAUAACCUGCGGGGCUGUGACCUGCUGCUGGAGGUCUCCAUCACCAUCAGGAGGUUUAAGAAGACGUCCAUUCCCAAAGAAAGAGUACAGCGGUGUGCGAUGCUGCAGUUCCCUGAUCUUCAGGAGAGGCUGCUGUCAGCUCUGUGUGAGCGCAGUGAGGAGAACUCGCCCUCAGAACACGGCCAGAGCCUCAUCCUCGACGUGCUCUGCUGGCUGGCCGGGGUUUACACUAACGGACCCUGCAGCCUUAAAGAAGGGAAGGAGGGGCUUCAGGCCAAAACCAGGAAACGUCUGGGUGAUAUCGUCCGCGUGUGUUUUUUCCAAGCGGGACGCAGCAUCGCUCACAAAUGCGCACGCUUUCUCGCACUUUGUAUAAGUAAUGGUAAAGGGGAGGUGAAUCAGCAGGGUUUCGGUCAGGCGCUCUUAAAGGCCCUGCUGGAUAACAUGCCUUAUUUACCUGCUGCAGCUACUGGAGGUUCUGUGUACUGGUACUUUGUGCUGUUAAACUAUGUGAAAGAUGAAGACUUGGCGAGCUGCAGUACGGCCUGCGCGUCUCUCCUAACGGCGGCGUCACGGCAGCUUCAGGAGCGUCUCACGCCGCUAGAGGCUCUGCUACAGACCAGGUACGGCCUGUACGGCUCCCCGUUCGACCCGGUUCUUUUUGAUCUGGAGGUGAGCGGAUCUUCCUGUAAGAACUCGUACAGCAGCAGCAUCGGAGUUCAAUCAGACGAGAUCGACCUGUCUGACAUUCUCUCAGGGAACGGUAAAGUGAGUGGUUGCGGUGCUGCUGAAGGCAGCUUCACGUCCCUCACCGGCCUGCUGGAGGUAGAACCUUUGCACUUUACCUGCGUGUCCACCAGCGACGGAACCCGAGUGGAGAGGGACGAUGCAAGUAUGUUCACUGUGAGCACGUUCGGGGUGACCCCCAGCGUGGCGGGGUUGUCAGGGAGCGCGGUGGGAGAAGCGUCUACAGCGCUGAGCUCGGCUGCGCAGGUGGCUCUGCAGUCGCUCUCUCACGCCAUGGUGUCUGCAGAACAACAGCUGCAGGUCCUGCAGGAGAAACAGCAACAACUGCUCAAACUGCAGCAACAGAAGGCCAAGCUGGAGGCGAAGCUCCACCAGACGUCGUCAGUGGCGGUGCAGCCUCACGGCUCCGUGGUGUCAAACUCAUCCGGAGCUCCCGGCUUCUUCAUCCAUCCCAGUGACGUGAUCCCGCCCACUCCCAAAACCACGCCCCUCUUCAUGACUCCACCCCUAACUCCGCCCAACGAGGCAGUGAGUGCCGCCAUCGGGGCCGAACUCGCACAGCUGUUCCCCAACAACAUCAUUGACCCGACUCCGCCCACUACACACACACACAGCAAGAACGCACACAAGACCAAACCGAACCCGAUGGGCAGCGGUCUGGCGUUGGCCAUUUCUCAGGCCUCUCACUUCCUCCAGCCUCCACCUCACCAGUCCAUCAUCAUAGAGCGCAUGCACUCAGGAGCGCGGCGGUUCGUGACGCUGGAUUUCGGACGUCCCGUGUUGCUGACCGACGCUCUGAUCCCCACGUGCGCUGACUUGGCGUCGCUGUCCAUCGACAUCUGGACUCUGGGUGAAGAGGUGGACGGACGCAGGCUGGUGGUGGCGACGGACAUCAGCACACACUCGCUCAUCCUCCACGACCUGCUGCCUCCACCUGUGUGCAGGUUCAUGAAGAUCACAGUGAUUGGGCGCUACGGGAGCACCAACGCACGCGCCAAGAUCCCGCUAGGGUUCUACUACGGCCACACGUACAUCCUGCCGUGGGAGAGCGAGCUGAAGCUGAUGAACGACCCGCUGAGGGCCGAGAGCGACACGUUCAGCCAGCCGGAGCUCGAGCAGCACCUCGCCAUGAUGGUGGCCCUGCAGGAGGACAUCCAGUGCAGGUACAAUCUGGCGUGUCACCGUUUAGAGACCCUGCUGCAGAACGUGGACGUUCCUCCGCUCAACAGCGCCAACAACGCUCAGUACUUCCUGCGUAAACCCGAUAAAGCUCUGGAAGAGGACUCGCGUGUGUUCUCCGCGUACCACGACUGCGCGCAGCUGCAGCUCCAGCUGAACCUGGCCGCGCAGGCUGUGCAGAGGCUGCGCGUGUCGCUGGGCUCCCCGCGCUUGCCCCGCCCACUCCGCUCUCCCGCAGCCAAUCAGCCGCUCACGCAGCUGGUGCAGCACGCCUCCACCGAACAGCUGCGCACCACCAUCCGCUACCUGCUGGACACGCUGCUCAGCCUGCUGCACGCCAACAACGGUCAGUGUGUGCCGGCCGUGUUGCGGAGUGUGUUCCAGGCGCAGGUGUGUGAGGAGCUCUUUAAGCAGCUGUGUAUCAGCGGCACUCCUCAGAUCAGACUGCACACCGGCCUGCUGCUCGUACAGCUGUGUGGAGCCGAGAGCUGGUGGGGUCAGUUCAUCUCCAACGUCCUGCAGGAGCUCUACAACUCCGAGCAGCUGCUCAUCUUCCCCCAGGACAGGGUGUUUAUGCUGCUGUCGUGUAUAGGACAGAGGUCUCUCAGUAACAGUGGUGUGUUAGAGGGGCUGCUGAACCUCCUCGACUCUCUACUGUCUCCUCUACAGCAGCCGUCUGCCUCACACCACCACCGCCGCACUGAGGGUGUGUUGGACAUCCCGAUGGUCAGCUGGGUGGUGAUGCUGGUGUCUCGGCUGUUGGACUACGUGGCCAGCGUUGAGGACGAAGCCUCGUCAGCCAAGAAACACCUCGGAGCCAAAGACAGAGAGAGAACCUUUACAGGUAAUCAGUGGAGUUUCAUCAACAACAGUCUGCAGUCUCACACUCCGAGCAGAUCCACUAAAGGGAACAGCAGUUUAGAUCGACUUUACUCACGCAAGAUACGCAAACAGCUGGUACACCACAAACAGCAGCUGAAUUUGCUGAAAGCGAAGCAGAAAGCUCUGGUGGAGCAGAUCGAGAAGGAGAAGAUCCAGAGCAACAAAGGCUCGUCCUACAAGCUGCUGGUGGAACAGGCCAAGCUGAAGCAAGCCACGUCGAAGCACUUUAAGGAUCUGAUCCGUUUGCGUCGGACGGCGGAGUGGCCCCGCUCCUCUUUGGACUCGGAUUCAUCCUCGUCCACGGUGAAGGAGACUCCGGAGGUGGAGCUGCUCCCGUUCACACUGUCUCACGAGCGCUGCAUCUGCGUGGUGCAGAAACUCGCCCUGUUCCUGCUGUCCAUGGACUUCACCUGCCACGCUGACCUGCUGCUGUUCGUCUGCAAGGUUCUAGCACGGAUAGCGAACGCCACACGACCCACAAUCCACCUGUGCGAGGUGGUGUCAGAGCAGCAGCUGGAGAGACUCCUGCUCCUAUUGGUGGGAACGGACUUCAACCGCGGUGACAUCAGCUGGGGCGGAGCCUGGGCGCAAUACUCACUCACCUGCAUGCUGCAGGACAUCCUCGCAGGAGAGUUGAUGUCUCCGGUGUGUGUGGAUGUGAUGGAGGAGGGUGCAGUAGGUGAUGAAGGUGGAGUCUCCUCCUCUUCCUCCUCCUCGGCGGUGGCGGUGUUGGACUCGGACGACUCUCUGGCUCCGCCCACUCCGCUCACGCUGGUGGAGACGAUCGACGAGCCGCUCGGCCCCGAUCUCAUCGCAGGUACUCCCGGGAGCUCGUCCGCUUUCCAAAGUGCUCCUCCACUGUCAUCUUUGGAAAAAGAUAAAGACAUAGACUUUGACUUGCUACAGGACCUGAUGGAUGUUGAUAUUGAUCCUUUAGAUAUUGAUUUGGAAAAAGAUCCGCUCGCCGCCAAAGUCUUUAAGCCCAUCAGCAGUACCUGGUAUGAUUAUUGGGGUGCUGAUUAUGGAACGUACAGUUAUAACCCCUACAUCGGGGGAGCAGGAAUCCCCGUGUCCAAACCUCCGGCUGCCGUGGAGAAACCGGGCUCUCAGAACCUCUCCGUCUCCGUCUCACAAGCUCUGGACGCUCGGUUGGAGGUGGGACUGGAGCAGCAGGCGGAGCUCAUGCUGAAGAUGAUGGCCACGCUGGAGGCUGAUGCUAUUCUGCAGGCUCUCACCUCUAACUUACCCACAGGUUCCCAGGCCGCUAACGGGACGGACGACUCUCUCCUGCGGGGGCUGCACGGAUCCCCCCCUGCUGGCAGCAUAAUGGUUCAGCCCUCCUCCAUCCCAAUGCUGAGUGCUUGCUUUAAUAAACUCUUCUCCAUGCUGCAGGUCCACCAUGUACAGCUGGAGUCUCUGCUCCAGCUGUGGCUCACUCUCAGUCUCAACUCGUCCUCCGGCUCAGAGGAAAGCGGCUCCGACAUCUUCCUCUUCAACUCCAGCCGAGUUCCCACGAUCCCCCUCAACCAAGCCUCUAUCAGUAGCUUUCUCUCCGUUCUGGCCUGGUAUCCCAACACCUCACUGCGUACGUGGUGUUUGGUGUUACACAGCCUCACUCUCAUGACCAACAUGCCGGCCAGCGCCUCUAACAGUGGUAUAGUGGUGCAUGAGAGCACGGCUCAGCAGAUGGUGUCGGACCCCACGCUGGUGCACGUGCUGGUGCGCUUCCUGUCAGGCAGUAACCCCCACGGGACGAGUCAGCACAGCUCACAGGUGGGUCCGACUGCGACGCAGGCCAUGCAGGAGUUCCUGACCCGGUUACAGGUCCACCUGUCCUCCACCUGUCCUCAGAUGUUCAGCGAGUUCCUGCUCAAACUAGUGCACAUCCUCUCCACCGAGCGGGGUCCGUUCCAUUCAGGACAGGGUCCGUUGGACGCUCAGGUGAAGCUUCUGGAGUUCACACUGGAGCAGAACUUCGAGGUCGUGUCCGUCACCACCAUCACAGCCGUGAUCGAGUCCAUCACCUUCCUGGUCCAUCACUACAUCACCUGCUCGGAGAAGGUGGUGUCCCGGAGCGGCUCGGACGGCUCCGUGUGCGCCCGCGCCUGUUUCGGAGGCCUUUUCGCUAACAUCAUCCGCCCGGGAGACGCCAAGGCGGCGUGCGGAGAGACCACGCGCGAUCAGCUGAUGUUCGACCUGCUCAAGCUGGUCAACGCUCUCGUCACCCUGCCGCUGUCCGGAGACAGAGAGUACAGCGGGCGCAUGCCCUCCAACAGCGUCUCCGACGAGGAGAAAGUCUGCGGUGGCGGAAAAGAGGGCGGAGCCUCGGGACACAUCCCCAAUCAGUGUCCGGCAAUGGGCGUGGCAGACCUGGUGCUGGCCAAUCAGCAGAUCAUGAGUCAGAUCCUUUCAGCUCUGGGGCAGUGCAACAGCAGCGCCAUGGCCAUGAUCAUCGGUGCUAGUGGACUCCACCUGACCAAGCAUGAGAAUUUCCACGGAGGUUUGGACGCCAUCUCUGUAGGCGACGGUCUGUUCACCAUCCUCACCACGCUGAGCAAGAGAGCCACGUCAGUGCAGGUCAUGCUGCAGCCCAUCCUCACCUACAUGGCCUGUGGCUACAUGGGCAGACAGGGUUCUCUCUCCACUUGUCAGCUCUCUGAGCCUCUGCUGUGGUUCAUCCUGAGAGUUCUGGACACCAGUGAGGCGCUUAAAGCCUUUCAUGACAUGGGCGGAGUACAGCUGAUCUGUAACAACAUGGUGACGAGUACACGGGCCAUCGUGAACACGGCGCGCAGCAUGGUCUCCACCAUCAUGAAGUUUCUAGACUCGGGGCCGGGGAAAGCAGCAGACGGCAGCCUGAAGGCCCGAGUCCUCGCCUCCGAGCCUGAGAACGCAGAGGGACUGCACAACUUCGCCCCUCUCGGCACCAUAACGUCGAGCAGCCCUACAGCUCAGCCUGCCGAGGUUCUGCUCCAGGCCACGCCUCCUCAUCGCCGCGCUCGAUCCGCCGCCUGGUCCUACAUCUUCCUCCCCGAGGAGGCGUGGUGUGACCUCACCAUCCACCUCCCCGCCGCCGUGCUGCUCAAAGAGCUCCACAUCCAACCACACCUCGCCUCUCUCGCCACGUGUCCGUCCUCGGUGUCGGUGGAGAUCAGUGCGGAUGGCGUGAACAUGCUCCCUCUGUCCACGCCCGUCGUCACGAGCGGACUCACCUACAUUAAAAUCCAGCUGGUGCGUGCGGAGGUGGCGUCGGCCGUGUGUGUGCGUCUGCACCGUCCUCGAGACGCCAGCACGCUCGGCUUGUCGCAGAUCAAACUGCUCGGCCUCACGGCGUUCGGCAGCACGUCCUCAGCCACGGUGAACAACCCCUUCCUGCCUUCUGAGGACCAGGUCUCCAAAACCAGUAUCGGCUGGCUGCGUCUGCUGCACCACUGCGUGACUCACGUCUCUGAUCUGGAGGCGAUGAUGGCGAGCGCGGCUGCGCAGACGGCUAACCUGCUGCAGACGUGCGCGGCGCUGCUCAUGUCUCCGUACUGCGGUAUGCACUCGCCCAACAUCGAGGCUGUGCUGGUGAAAAUCGGCCUCCAGUCCACACGCAUCGGCCUCAAACUCAUCCACAUCCUGCUGCGGAACUGCGCCGCCUCCGGCACCGACCUCGCCAAUCUGAACAGUCCGCUGUUGUUCGGGAGGCUGAACGGUCUCUCCUCAGACUCCACUAUAGACAUCCUGUACCAGCUCGGUACCACACAGGACCCGGGUACCAAGGACAGGAUCCAGGCUCUGUUGCAGUGGGUGUACGACUCGUCUCGCGUAGCGGCGCUGAAACAGAACUGUCCGUCGGGCAUCAUGGGUCCGGCCGCGUCCCAAUCCCGCGAGUACGGCCUCCUCAUGCCCUCGCCCUCACACCUGCACUGCGUGGCCGCCAUCUUGUGGCACAGUUACGAGCUUCCCGUGGACUACGACCUUCCAGCGCUGCUCAGCCGAGAGCUGUUCGAGUUGCUGUAUAACUGGUCGAUGGCGUUGCCGUGUAACAUGGUGCUGAAGAAGGCGGUGGACAGUCUGCUGUGCUCCAUGUGCCACAUCCACCCCAGCUACUUCUCCCUGCUCAUGUCCUGGAUGGGGCUGAGCGCUCCGGCCAUGACGGAUGACGGAAAGAAGCAGCACGAGCUCAACAGCGCCGCCUCUCUGACCGACGACUCCAAACUCCUCCCUCCCGUUCCCGUUUCUCUCACCGAGUGCCAGCUGGCGACGUUAGCCUCGGCGUCUCAGUCCCCCGGCGCCAUCCAGCAGCUUCUCGACUCGGGGCUUCCUGCUCUGCUCGUGCGCAGCCUGGCUAAUUUCUGCUGCCAGCUCCUAGCCCACGCCGACCUCCCCAUGCCCGCGUGGCACUCGGAGCGCCGCCAUCACAACCACUCGUCUUCUGCGCCAUCGCUCUCGCCGGAUUUAGCGGCUCCCGUUCUGCGGUUCCUCACCGAGGUCGGGAACAGCCACGCCAUGAAGGACUGGCUGGGAGGACCUGACGUCAAUCCGCUCUGGACCUCGCUGCUCUUCCUGUUGUGCCAUUCCAGCGCCAGCGGCACGGCCAACGGAGCCAACGCCCACCAUGCUGCGGGGACGAGAUCUUAUUCGCUGGCGUCCCACGGGGGGCGGGGCAACGGGCUCAGCACGCAGCAGAGGACGGCUAUAGAGAACGCCACAGUGGCAUUCUUCCUGCAGUGUAUCUCCUGCCAUCCCAGCAAUCAGAGACUCAUGGCUCAGGUUCUGUGUGAGCUGUUCCAGUCGGCUCCUCAGAGAGGGAACGUUCCCAUGUCGGGGAAUAUCUCCGGAUUCAUACGCAGACUCUUCCUGCAGCUCAUGCUCGAGGAUGAGAAGGUUACAGUCUUCCUGCAGUCUCCCUGUCCGCUGUAUAAAGGGAGGAUAAACGCCACGAGUCAUGUGAUCCAGCACCCCAUGUACGGAGCCGGACACAAGUUCCGCAAACUCCAUCUGCCCAUUUCCACCACGCUGGCUGAAGUGCUGGACCGUGUCUCUGACACGCCGAGCAUCACGGCCAAGCUGCUGAACGAGCAGAAAGAGGACAAAGAGAAGAAGAACCACGAGGAGAAGGAGAAGAUGAAGGCUGACAACGGGUUCCAGGAUAACUACAGCGUCGUGGUGGCUUCAGGUCUGAAGUCUCAGUCGAAGCGCGCUCUGUCCACGCCCCCUCGUCCUCCGUCUCGGAGAGGUCGCGUGCUCAGCGAUAAACUGGCCUCGUCUUCAGGAGUCGAAUCGUCCAGCAAGACCAUCAGCGUCCCUGUGUUCCACCUCUACCAUAAACUCCUGCCAGGUCAGCCGUUGCCGGGGGAGAUGACCUUGGCCCAGCUCUUGACCUUGCUGUACGAACGUAAACUUCCUCAAGGCUACCGCUCCAUCGACCUCACCGUCAAACUGGGGUCAAAGGUCAUCUCCGACUCAGGGCUUUCUAAGACGGACUCCUUCAAGCGGCUUCGCACAGAGAAAGAGCACUGUGACAUGCUGAGCAGCUGUGUGGAGGAUGAAAUGAUGACUCCGGUGGAUGAGUGUUUAGACGCAGCGAUCGAUGAGUCUCUGUUGGAGACGAGCCCCAUUCAGUCUCCGCUGCAGGUGUUUGCAGGUAUGGGUGGUCUCGCUCUCAUCGCUGAGAGACUGCCCAUGCUGUACCCUGACGUUAUUCAGCAGGUCAGCACUCCUGUGGUAGCCUCGUCCUCUCAGGAGAAGCCGAAGGACAGCGAGCAGUUUGAGUGGGUGACCAUCGAGCAGUCGGGUGAGCUGGUGUACGAGGCGCCCGAGAGCGUCGCCACGGAGCCACAGCCAAUCAAAUCCUCCGUCCAGACCACCUCCCCUAUCCCCGCCCACUCUCUGGCCGCCUUCGGGCUGUUCCUGCGUCUGCCGGGAUACGCCGAGGUCCUGCUGAAGGAGAGGAAACACGCACAGUGCCUGCUCAGGCUGGUGUUGGGGGUCACGGACGACGGCGAGGGCAGUCAUAUCCUGCAGUCUCCGUCGGCGAAUGUUCUCCCCACUCUGCCGUUUUUGGUUCUGCGUUCUCUCUUCAGUUCCACGCCUCUCACCACAGAUGACGGUGUGCUGCUGCGCCGCAUGGCUCUGGAGAUCGGAGCUGUUCACCUCAUCCUCGCCUGUUUAUCAGCUCUGAGUCACCACGCUCCCCGAGUCCCCUCCUCCAACUCCAACCACUCAGAGCCGCAGGUGUCCAGUGGGCAGGGUGUGGUGAGUGCUGAUGAUCAGCAGCUGUACUGGGCGAAGGGAACCGGGUUCGGUACCGGAUCCACAGCGUCAGGCUGGGACGUGGAACAGGCGCUCAACAAACAGAGACUGGAGGAGGAGCAUGUCACCUGUCUGCUGCAGGUGUUAGCGAGCUACAUUAACCCGGCGGGGUGUGUGUGUUCGGGUGAUUCGGGGUUGGUGGAUGGUGGGAGUCACAGCAGCGCCGCUCUGCCCCCCGUCCUGCAGGAGCUCCUCAGUCAGUCCUGUCUCAUCCCCGCCAUGUCGUCCUACCUGCGCAACGACUCCGUGCUGGACAUGGCCCGUCACGUCCCUCUGUACCGCGCUCUGUUGGAGCUCCUGCGUGCUCUGUCGUCCUGCUCCUCUCUCGUUCCUCUGCUGCUCCCUCUCUCCACCUCCACCACUGAGGAAGAGGAGGAGGAGGAGCCUAACGCUCAGAGCCACACCUCCGUCAGCACGCUAUUGGCCAAGAUGAAGACCUGCGUCGACACCUACACCAACCGCCUCAGGUCAAAGAAAGAUAAGAGUAAAGGAGUGAUGAAGGCGGAGCCGUCUGAUCCGGAGCCUGAAGGUCUGACUCUGCUCGUUCCCGACAUCCAGAAAACAGCCGAGAUCGUGUACGCUGCUACGACCAGCCUGCGCCAGGCUAAUCACGAGCGGAAGUUGGCGGAGUGCUCGAGAAAGACGGCAGCGAGACCGAAGCCUCUGUCCAACCUGCGCUCUCUGGAGGAGAAAUACGUCGCUGCCAUGAAGAAACUGCAGUUCGACACAUUCGAGAUGGUGUGUGAGGAUGAGGACGGGAAGUUGGUGUUUAAGGUGAACUACCAUUACCUGUCUCAGGUGAAGAACGCUAGUGAUGCUAACAGCGCAGCACGGGCACGAAGACUCGCCCAGGAGGCUGUCACUCUGUCCACCUCCCUCCCCCUGUCCUCCUCCUCAAGUGUGUUUGUUCGCUGUGAUGAGGAACGCCUCGACAUCAUGAAGGUGUUGAUUACAGGCCCAGCAGACACUCCGUAUGCGAAUGGCUGCUUUGAGUUUGACGUGUAUUUUCCUCAGGAUUAUCCGAACUCCCCUCCUCUAGUCAACCUGGAGACGACGGGAGGCCACAGUGUGCGCUUCAACCCAAACCUCUACAACGACGGCAAGGUGUGUUUAAGUAUCCUGAACACGUGGCACGGACGCCCGGAGGAGAAGUGGAACCCGCAAACGUCUAGCUUUUUACAGGUGCUGGUGUCGGUGCAGUCUUUGAUCCUGGUGUGUGAGCCGUACUUUAACGAGCCGGGGUACGAGCGAUCGCGUGGGACGCCCAGCGGCACUCAGAGCUCCAGAGAGUACGACGGAAACAUCCGGCAAGCUACGGUCAAAUGGGCCAUGCUGGAACAGAUCCGCAACCCGUCACCUUGCUUUAAAGAGGUGAUCCAUAAGCACUUUUACCUGAAGCGAGCUGAGAUCAUGGCGCAGUGUGAGGAGUGGAUCUCCGACAUCCAGCAGUACAGCAGCGAUAAGAGAGUGGGACGAACCAUGUCUCACCACGCAGCCGCACUCAAGCGACACACGGCCCAGUUGAGGGAGGAGCUUCUGAAGCUGCCCUGUCCGGACGGCCUGGAGCCCGAUGGGGAGGAGUUUUCUGAGAAGAGCUCCGCCCUCUCUAAGGAUCUCCCCAAUCAGGAGGCGGAAAAGCAGAGCGACGCCCAAUGUCAAGACUCCCAGUGCAGCGAUGGACAGCUUUAAGCCCCGCCUACUCUGAUUAAAGCCCCGCCCUCUUAAGACUGUCCCUUGGAAUCGAUUACAGACUCGAGAGCUUCAGAGACGAAGCCUCACUUUGUCCAUAUUUGUAUGUAAGAAUUUAAUUAUGUAACAGCAACAAGUACGAAACGUAAAAAACCCAGCGCGAAACUCGUGAACAAUGCCACGCCCAUUAAUCGAACAGAGGACGAAAAACACAACUUGUAAAAGAGUGUACACUUCUUUCCUUUUUUUUUUUUUCUCCCAAUUGUGAAAUAACCACUGAUUGAAAUGUUAUUAAACUUGUUUAUGUAAACAUGA